UGGUCAAAACCCUAAUCACUCAACACACAUGCCUUCAAACCCGGAAGCAUUAUGCUAGUACUUUAAAAUUUCUGUCACAACAAAUGUUAGAACAAAUUGAUGAGAACCCAGAUAUACCAGUUAAGGCAGUUCAGGAGCAAUUUCAAAGGCAGUUUGCUAUUGGGAUUUCCAGGAUGAAGACAUACAGGGCUAAGAAAUUAGCCAAGAAACAUGUAGAAGGGGACUAUGUUGAGCAGUAUGCACUGUUGAGAGAGUAUGCUAAUGAAUUAAUCCAACAAAAUCCAGGUACUAUUGUAAAAAUUGAAGUAGAAGCUGGUCCAGAUCCAGGGAAUAACAUAAGACAGUUUAGAAGAAUAUAUGUUUGUUUGGCUGCUUUGAAACAGGGCUUUAAAGCAUUAGGUAGGGAUUUCUUGGGACUUGAUGGGGCAUUUAUGAAAGGACCAUUCCCAGGUCAGAUCUUAACUGCUGUAGGUGUUGACUGCAACAAUGGUAUCUACCCUGUUGCUUAUGCAAUUGUUGAAUCUGAAAACAAGGACUCCUGGAUGUGGUUUUUAGAGCUGUUGGGUGCAGAUCUUGAUAUAGGGAGCAAUUCCAAUUUCACUUUCAUAAGUGGUAGGCAAAAGGGAAUACUUCCUGCAAUCACAAGGCUCUUUCCUUGUGCUGAGCACAGAUACUGUCUCAGGCACAUAGAUGAGAAUAUGAAAGUGAGCUUUAAAGGUGAUCUAUACAAGGAUAUGUUGUGGAAGUGUGCUGCUGCAACUACAAUUCCAGAGUUUACACUUGCUAUGGAUGAAUUGAAGGCUUUCAACAAGAAAGCCCACCUGUGGUUGUCUAAGAUUCCACCAUUGCAUUGGACAAGGGCACACUUUUCAAGAAGGGUUGUUUCUGACAUACUUCUUAACAACAUGUGUGAAGUUUACAAUGGUAAGAUUGUGGAAGGCAGGGACAAGCCCAUCAUUUCUGCACUAGAGUACAUAAGGGAGUAUCUUAUGCGGAGGAUUGUGACUGUGUUGAACGUGAUAGAGAAUAGUGAAGGGCUGCUGACACCAAAAGCAACUGAAAUGUUUGAUAAGAUCAAGCAGGAUGCAACUCACUACCAUGUUCAAUGGAAUGGAGGGGAUCACUACCAGGUCAGUGGCAAACCGAAUAGUGCUUGCGUGGUGAACUUGGCUGCAAGGACUUGUAGUUGCAGAGGCUGGGAAAUAACAGGUAUGCCAUGUAGACAUGUUGUGGCUGCAUUAUGGGAGAAGGCUGCUACUGGUGGAAGGGUGGGUGCUCUAGAGAGUUGGGUUCAUCCAGUUUACACCAUGGAUAGGUGGAAAUGGGUGUAUUCAUUCAAGGUUAACCCAAUUAAUGGUCGUACUUUAUGGGUAAAGAUUCAACUUCCGACAACUAUUGUACCUCCAAAGCACCAUACACAAGUCGGAAGACCAAAAAAGUUGAGGAAAAGAUCUGCAAUUGAGCUUGAAGAGUUGACCCAAUCUGGUAGGCUGUCCAAAAAGCACACUAAGGCUGCAUGCACAAAGUGUAAGAACACCGAACAUAAUUCAAGGACAUGCAAAGGUCAAGCUGAAGCGGGUACUAACGCAAAUGCUGGGAAAGCGGGUAAACGUGCAAAAGUUGGGAAGCCUGGGAAGGGUGGAAAUUGACCAUUUGGCUGCUUAUUUCGUAGUCUAUUAUGUAUUUUGAACAUUGCUUAUUUGUGAUGUUGGCUGCUUAGUAUGUAGUUUGAACAAUGCUUAUUUUGUCUUUUGACCAAACAUCUUAUGGUA
Molecule: messenger RNA, 1772 nt
Organism: Helianthus annuus (common sunflower)
Lineage: Eukaryota; Viridiplantae; Streptophyta; Magnoliopsida; Asterales; Asteraceae
Exons: 4
Coding region: 84-1649 (521 amino acids)
Molecular function (GO): zinc ion binding
Source: RefSeq, a predicted model, not a curated record